Punica granatum (pomegranate) is the source of this 2654-nucleotide messenger RNA. Lineage: Eukaryota; Viridiplantae; Streptophyta; Magnoliopsida; Myrtales; Lythraceae. The record is from RefSeq and is a predicted model, not a curated record.
AUAUCCUCAGAAAUAAAUUUCUAAAGAAUCUUGCCCUAGAGUUAGAUCUUCGGAUCAGCCACAUAGAUUGCUGGGGAACAGAAUGCGUCACCGGUUGCAUCAUAAACGAAUUCGGAUGUUAAAAAACAAUGGUUACGGAUGAGUUUGGCGAAGCAUUUUGCAGGGUCACGGUAUGACCCGAGGUGAGCCUUCUUUAACCGACGCCAAAAGUUAAGUUGAAUUAUUGAUGCAUGACAUGAUUUUGAUACAAGGCAUCACGAUAAUGCCAGCUCCAUAUGACAAUUCAUGUCGGCAUGAAUUGCCUGAGCUAAAGAAGCCGUGAAAAAAGAAUUAUUUGAAAUUUGGGCCUAAAGCCCAUUCAAUACUGAGUUAGAAGGCCCAUCAAAAGCCCAAAAAAGAAAUGCAUAACUGCCUUACCCGUCCUUCAUUCGUCUCCUUCAAUGCCACCAAUCUCAAGUUGCCACGUGUCUCAUUUUCCCGCCAAAAGCUUCCCUCCUCUUAACUGCCCAUCUCUGCCUCCCCCAGCCAAAACCAUCAACGGAGAGCUCCCUUCAACUCUCCAAGCAAGGCUCCAUCAAUGACGGCACCCCCACUGCUCAUCUCCCUCGCUCUCCUCCUCUCUCUCGUAGGCCGUUCCCUCUCGCUUCCGUCUGCCUCCAUCACCGAAGCCACGGAGGUCCUCUUGAAUUCGGGCUUUGUUUCAAUGGCACUAACCCUCAGCCUCGUCUCGAAAUCCCUUACAACUCCACAGGUCCCUUCGGUCACUGUUUUCUCUCCCUCCGACGAGACGUUUGCUCGAUCAGGUCAGCCGCCGCUGUCCCUCCUCCGGUUCCACUUCUGCCCCCACUCACUCCCCCUUGAAACCCUCCGUGCCCUCCCCUUGGGGUCCAAGAUCCCGACGAUGGAUGCAAAUCACUCCCUCGUGGUCACCACAUCUCCACCCGCUAGCAGUACAGAGAUCAAUGGUGUCAAGGUUGUGGGAUCUGCAGUCUACGAUGACGGGCACUUGGCAGUCUUUGAGAUCGAGAAGUUCUUCGAUCCCCAGUUCCGGAACCAGGGCCCAUCUCCAAGCCCGAGCCCGAGCCCGAGCCUGAACCAUCUCCGAUGUGCGGCGUUGAAUGAGAUUUAUCCAACCGGAAUUGGAUCACAUGGCGGGUAUUGUUUCAGGGAGCCCAAUGUGUUGCUGAGAUCGACAGGAUACUCUGUCAUAGCUUCAUUUCUUGGGAUGCAGCUGAUGGAAUCGAAAGACCAAGAAAUCAUGCCCUUGACGAUAUUCGCCCCUCCAGAUGAAUCACUGACAAGUCAUAUCGGCAACUUCACUGAAUACCCUUCAGUGUUUCUUCGGCAUGUGGUUCCCUGCAAACUCUCUAUAAGCGAUCUGAUCAGUUAUAGUAGAGGGACUACUCUGAGGACGAAACUGGAAGGUUUCGUGAUUGAACUCGACAGAAUCGGUGAUUCCAUGACACUGAAUGGAGUUCUAGUUACUUUCCCUGACAUGUAUAGCAGUGAGUGGCUUAGCAUUCACGGAGUCGGUGGCAUUCUUGUGCCAGCAGACGGCAAUGCUCCAGGCACAGAAUCUCGUCCCAAAGAAUAGGUCGGCGGCGUGGAGGCGGCAUGAUGAGAUGUUAAACAGUAUUAGAGUUUUUUUCUUCCUGUACGAUGUACGACUCCUCUCUCAUUCGAAUAAAGUUUCUGCAUUCGUUUUCUGGGUUGCUAGAUAUGCUCUGAUUUCAUGGGUUUCACUUCAUAGUGUAGAAGAGGAAUCAAGACAGAUCACCCUUGGCUGAACAAAACCUAUCUUUCAAGUUUAUAGAAAUGUUUCAUAAAUUUGCAUAAUCGUGAACCUUGCUAGCUCGACAUGGCAAAGCAACACACAAUCGAUCCUCGAAGUUUCAGCCAUAAGCAUAUCUUGAACGUACUCCCGAACAAACUCCAGGUAUCAAACUGAGGACCACAUCUCUUCUCAUCGAUCAGGAACUUUUGACUAGCUUAAUUGCUGCACUUACCUUGCUGUUUCUAAUGAUCCAUGGGAGACUCUCUCUCUUAGAAUGUGCCCUUACUCUUGACAACACCAGUUGCAAAUCCGGCCUAUGCAGAAGAGCAGGAAUCUUUCUUGCCAAUUCAAUAGUCAGGAACAAAAACAAAAGAGCACAAUCUGAAAUCGAAAAGGAACAAAGAAGUGAACUCUCUUGCUGGUAAGCAACUGGACAACGGCCAGAUUAUUCAUUGGCUGCUGAGAAUUAUCGUAUUCAGAUUAAAUGAUAUGGAUCAGAUGAAAAAAACUAUUACAUGGUCGACAUACGCAAUAUGAUCCUUUCGAAUAAGAAUCUUCACUUCUUUGGACUACUCGCAUAAACAAACUUCACAGUGAAGGGCACUAGACUAUUAAUUGGUCAGAGCACUUGUCCGGAAAGAAAGCAGCACGACCUCAAGUUAGUGUUUCUUAGAUCAUCCACAAGCAUGAAUAUCAAACUUAUCAUGGAGAUGGCAGCUUUGAGACUGGAAGCAGUAACAGAUGAUAGAAAGAAUAGUUUCUAAGCACUUCUUCAGGAUUCAAGGUUUAUCAAUACCACACAACAAUCAUAAUCACCAACAUGACUCACAUGACCUGAGCGAGAAUUUAAGGAACAAGACAGUUCGCCAAGAAUUAGAAA